AUGACUGUCCAUCUGCCCAACAUCGAGUGCAGACCUAACAAAGAAGAGACUUCCGGUUCCCGUGUGGUGGGCGGACAAGCAGCCGAUGUCGGGGAAUGGCCGUGGCAGGUGUCUAUACAGUUCUACUACAGUAAUUCCUGGAGGCACAUUUGUGGGGGCACCUUGAUCCGUCAGAAUGUGGUACUCACAGCGGCACAGUGCGUCUCUGGUCUAAGUUUGUCGUCCCUAAGAGUAGCAGCUGGAAUGUCCAAAAUUUCAGAAGGUGGAAUGACCUCGGGGAUUUCUAAAGUUACUGUGCAUCCCCAGUUCGCAGGCAGUUCCCCAGGAUUACCUAACGAUAUAGCCGUAGUGGAGUUACAGACACCAUUUCUAGUGGGCGGAUCCAUUCAGCUCGCCACUCUACCAUCCAGUAAGACAGAAGAUUUCUCCAACCUCGCGGACUGCUGGAUGACGGGAUGGGGCAAAACAGCUGGCAGCGAUCCUAGUAAUUCAGACGCUUUGAUGGAGGCCCAGGUGACAAACAUUAUGAACACCCAGUGCGUGAACCAGUGGACCGGUAUAAAUGGCGUCACCAUUCUAGAUUCUCAUCUCUGUACUUUUGAAUUGGGAAAGUCUUCCUGUAGUGGCGAUAUAGGUGGUCCAUAUGUCUGUAUGAAGGACGGAGUUUAUAAGCUGGCAGGAAUCAUGUCUUGGGGGAUCAAUACUUGUAACGGAGAGUAUCCAAGCGUGUGUGUCCGUGUGUCUCAUUUCCUGGACUGGAUUACCAUAUCCAUUUGAGGAACUUUGGAAGCAUUGAAAAGUAAUAAAGCAGAAAGAAAAAUCGUAUUGGGUUUAUGCCUUGCUUUUUGAUGCACUUUAAUCGACAGAUUUUCAUUCAUUAACAAAAUGUGUUUGUGAAACACU
Molecule: messenger RNA, 903 nt
Organism: Saccostrea cuccullata (small rock oyster)
Lineage: Eukaryota; Metazoa; Mollusca; Bivalvia; Ostreida; Ostreidae
Product: fibrinolytic enzyme, isozyme C-like
Exons: 7
Coding region: 1-777 (258 amino acids)
Biological process (GO): proteolysis
Molecular function (GO): serine-type endopeptidase activity
Source: RefSeq, a predicted model, not a curated record